Molecule: messenger RNA, 1379 nt
Organism: Malus domestica (apple)
Lineage: Eukaryota; Viridiplantae; Streptophyta; Magnoliopsida; Rosales; Rosaceae
Product: plastoglobulin-1, chloroplastic
Source: RefSeq, a predicted model, not a curated record
CCUCUAAAUAGCAGAUGAAACACAAAACACGAAAACACUGGAAAGAAAAAGAAAGGGAAAAGAAAUGGCUCUGAAUCUCAUCUUCACCUCACACUCCUCCUCCCCUCUCCUCUCCAAAAACCUCCUCAAUUCCCCAUCCUCAUUUCCAACCCCAAAGUUCCAAUCUUUCUCUCUCCUCUCCCCAAACCCUAAUCCCAAACUCCCCUCCCUCCGCCUACGCGCCUCUCCCUCCGGCGACACCCCCACCGAUGGCGACCGCCCCACGAAGAUUACUGACGAGUGGGGCGAGAAGGCCGACACGGAGCCGGAGCCCCGGUCCAAACUCUCCGAAUCGGACCCUCCGCAGAACGAGGACGAAUGGGGAGGCGGAGGAGAUGGGGUUGUAGAAGUUGGGAAUGGAAGUGCGGCCAAAACUGAGGUUGCCAUCGAGGAGAAGGUGGAUGGUAAGCUCAGUGAGCUCAAGAGGGGUUUGGUGGACACGGUUUAUGGGACUGAAUUCGGGUUCCGGGCCGGGUCCGAGGUGAGAGCGGAGGCUUUAGAGUUCGUUAGCCAGUUGGAGGCGGCGAAUCCCAACCCGGCUCCGACGGAGAAUCCGGGCCUUCUUGAUGGCAACUGGGUUUUGCUGUACACUGCAUCAUCUGAGCUGUUGCCACUACUCGCAGCAGGUGGCACACCGUUGUUGAAGGUAAAUAAAAUAACCCAAGCGAUCAACAGCAGCAGCCUGACUAUUUUGAACUCCACCACGCUGUCUAGCCCUUUUGCUAGUUUCUCGUUCAGUGCAUCUGCUAGCUUUGAAGUUAGAAGUCCGUCAAGAAUCCAGGUGGAAUUCAAGGAAGGCAGCUUUCAGCCUCCGGAGAUUAAGUCAAGCGUUGAUCUCCCUCAAGAAGUGGAAAUCUUUGGGCAGAAAAUCAAUUUAUCACCCGUCCAGCAAACUCUCAAUCCUUUGCAGGAUGCUGUUGCAGGUAUCUCUAGGACCAUUUCUGGUCAGCCACCGCUUAAGGUUCCCGUUCCAGGUGAACGGACCAAGUCUUGGCUUCUUAUUACAUACCUUGAUGAGGAUCUUCGGAUCUCAAGGGGGGAUGGUGGUCUUUUUGUGCUUGCUAGAGAAGGGAGCCCGCUUUUAUAUCAGUAACGUGGUACAUUCAGUUUGGUUGUGUCAUGACUCAUGGAUAUGAGGUCAUAUACAUAUGGUCAAAUUCGUAUAAGGAAAAUGGUGGUAUAUUUAUAUUGUGUGCUUGAAUAUUUUUCAGAUAUGAAAAUGUAUCCCUAUUUUGUAGCUUCCGCUUCCAGUCUGCAUUGCUGAGAAGCCAAUGAUUAAAUGCAGAUUAAGGAAUAGGGUUGGUUGAAUUGCUAUGCAUCAGUUAGAUACAUUUCUUCAA